This is a messenger RNA of Sphaerulina musiva SO2202, 1512 nucleotides long. Its product is annotated as glycoside hydrolase family 28 protein. Gene Ontology annotation, biological process: carbohydrate metabolic process. Bases 68 to 1453 code for a protein of 461 amino acids. Gene Ontology annotation, molecular function: polygalacturonase activity. The record is from RefSeq and is a predicted model, not a curated record. The transcript has 3 exons. Lineage: Eukaryota; Fungi; Ascomycota; Dothideomycetes; Mycosphaerellales; Mycosphaerellaceae.
GUAGACUGGUACCUUGACGUGGAAAUCAGAUCGGAUCGGAGGUUCUGGUUCUGGUUCUGGUUCUCUGAUGUCGCUGCCGCUGUUGCUGCUGCUGUGGCUCCAGACACUACUACUCCUACCCGGAGUAGAAGCUACAUGGACGGCCUAUCAAGAAUAUCUGAAUGGACUUGAUUCUUCAUCAUCUUCUUCUCCGGAACAGCAGCAACGGCACGAAAUUACUUUUUCGCCGAAUUCGCCUUGGAAAUCUAUUGCUGCUGUUACUACUGCGGGCCAGAGAAAUCAAACGUGUGUGGUGGAAAGUCAUGGGGAUUUUGUGACUGAUGAUUCGGCGGCGAUUGUGGAUGCGGUGAAGAAGUGUAAUCCGGGUGGGAAAGUGGUGUUUCCUGAGGGGAAGACGUAUGUGGUGGGGAAAGCGAUGGAUUUGACGGGGUUGAGGGGGAUGGAUAUUGAUAUUCAAGGAUACAUCCAAUUUAGCAACGAUACCGAUUACUGGCAAGCCAAUGCGUACAAACAAAUCUUUCAAAACGCUACGACCUUCUUCCAGCUGGGUGGUGCAGAUGUGAAUGUCUAUGGUGGUGGCAUGCUCGAUGGAAAUGGACAAAUUUGGUACGAUCUCUACGCCAAGGACAAAUUGAUCUUGAGGCCCAUUCUAUUCGGAACUGUGGGCUUGCACUCGGGAAGCAUCUCGGACCUGCGCUUCAGAUACUCUCCGCAGUACUACAACUGGGUGGCGAAUAGUACGGACGUGGUUUUUGAUGGCAUCAAUGUCAGUGGGUACAGUCAGAGUGAGCAUGAGGCCAAAAAUACGGACGCGUGGGAUACGUAUCGAUCUUCUAAUAUCGUGAUUCAAAACUCGGUGGUCAACAAUGGCGACGACUGUGUGUCCUUCAAGCCCAACAGCACGGAAAUUCUCGUUCAGAACUUAUACUGCAACGGCUCACACGGCAUCUCUGUGGGAUCUUUGGGUCAAUAUCCGGGCGAAGUCGACAUUGUCCAGAACGUCUACGUGUACAACAUCAGCAUGUACAAUGCCUCCGACGGUGCUCGGAUCAAAGUCUGGCCUGGAACUCCUUCUGCGCUCUCCGAGGAUCUUCAGGGAGGCGGCGGAUCUGGUCUCGUGUCCAACAUCACGUACAAGGACAUGUACAUUGAGAACGUGGAUUACGCGGUGGAGAUUACACAGUGUUAUGGGCAGAAGAAUCUCACGCUGUGUCAUGAGUUUCCCAGCAAUUUGACGAUCUCUGGCAUUGACAUUAGCGGAAUUCACGGUACGACUAGUAAGAAGCGUGAUCCGCUCAGUGGGUAUGUGGUUUGCAGCUCGUCGAGUGUGUGCAGCAAUAUCAGCUUGAGUGAUAUUGACGUUGUGGCACCGAGUGGAGUGAAGAAUGCCUUCAACUGUGGGAACGUGGACGAAGCUGCCUUGGUGGGUAUUAACUGUACCAGUGCGAAGUGAUCGAGGAUUUGAAGUCAUGUUGAAGAUGGAGAGGAGGAAGAAAUAGUUACAUGUAUCAC